Melopsittacus undulatus (budgerigar) is the source of this 1790-nucleotide messenger RNA. It is a transcript of the gene ZNRF2, whose product is annotated as zinc and ring finger 2. The record is from RefSeq and is a predicted model, not a curated record. NCBI's taxonomy places the organism in Eukaryota, Metazoa, Chordata, Aves, Psittaciformes, Psittaculidae. Bases 406 to 1140 code for a protein of 244 amino acids. Gene Ontology annotation, cellular component: membrane; intracellular membrane-bounded organelle; cytoplasm. Gene Ontology annotation, molecular function: ubiquitin protein ligase activity. The transcript is spliced from 5 exons. Gene Ontology annotation, biological process: proteasome-mediated ubiquitin-dependent protein catabolic process; protein K48-linked ubiquitination.
AGCGGCCUCGGCGGCGCUGCUGCCGCCGGUGCCCCCCGUAGGGCUCAGCAGAGGCGGCGGAGGAUGGCGGCAGCGGUCACGGGCACAGCAGCGGCAGCAGCGGGGCCGAGCGGCCGUGCGGAGGGAGCCAGCACCGUCCCGAGCAGCUCAUGGUGGCGCCCCAGAUCCGCGAGCAGCGGCCGCGCCGGGGCCGCCAGCUGAGCCGGAUCCCGGCGGGAGGCUCUCCCCUCUCGACACCGACCCACCAAGCGACCCGUUCCUGUUUCCCUGCCCACCCUCUCCCCCUUCCCCGGCGCGACCCGCGCCUCGGAUCGCCCUCGCCGGGGCCGGACUUUCACCACCCCAGGACGCCGCGGGGAAGGCGGCGGCGAAGGGCACCGGGCAGCGCCAGGCGGCGGCAGGACCAUGGGUGCGAAGCAGAGCAGCCCCACCGCCGCCAAUGGCCGCACCCGAGCGUACUCGGGCGGGGAUUUACCUUCCUCCAGCAGCAGCGGCGGCGGCGCUAACGGGACCGGCGGCCGCUCGGCCGGCGCAGGCGGGCGGUACGCGCACCUGGCGGCGGCGCCUCAUGCCGCUCCCGGCGGCGCGACAGCGGCGGCAGCAGGAGGAGCGGCGACGGCAGUGGCCGGGGGUGCCUCCGCGGGGUCGGCCCCUCGAAGCAGGUCCUUAGGGGGGGCCACCGCCUCCGGGGCCCGGGCCGCGCAGUCCUCCUUCAACAUCCCCCACAGCAGCGGCCCCUACGGCUCGCAGGACUCGGUCAGCAGCACCCCGGAGGAGGGCGGCCGGGAGCGGCCCGCGGGGGGCGGCAGCGGCUCCUCCGGCGGGCCCCGGCUGGUAAUCGGUUCGCUGCCCGCUCACCUCUCGCCGCACCUGUUCGGAGGAUUCAAGUGCCCUGUAUGUUCAAAAUUUGUAUCUUCUGACGAAAUGGAUUUACAUCUUGUGAUGUGUCUGACAAAACCAAGGAUAACCUACAAUGAGGAUGUGCUGAGUAAAGAUGCUGGGGAGUGUGCAAUAUGCCUGGAAGACCUGCAGCAAGGAGAUACUAUAGCACGGCUGCCUUGCCUCUGCAUAUACCAUAAAGGCUGCAUAGAUGAAUGGUUUGAAGUAAAUAGAUCUUGCCCUGAGCAUCCAUCGGAUUAAGACAAGAUUCAUGGUUUUAGCUGCUUCCACUGAUCAGAAAACACCGGAGGUGUGAGAUUCCUUUGCUGAACACAGCGUGCCUGGCUUGAGACUCCCAGUUCUUUGUGGCUGAAAAAGGCAAAGAUGGACGGUGACAUGGAGAAAGCAUUGCAGGAACCGGUUCCUUGCCGGUAGCGCUGGGUGCACCGAACCCUCACACCAAGGACACACAGGGGUUUUGAAAAUGCUGCACAUUCUGGAACAAUCGACUCCCCACGGACGUUCCUGACACGAUUUUGUACCGAAGGCCAAAGUUCCUCCUUUCAGCCUCACUUCUGGUUCUGUGAAGAAGCAGGUUAUCGGACACGUGCCUCACGUGGAAGCGGAGAUGUUCGAUACGUGCUAUCUGAGACCCUUGCAUGAAGACGGCCCUGGUUUUGAGUGGGAACGUUUUCACCUUCUUGUUGGCUGAAGAACAGUAAAAUGGCAAACUAAAUAUCACCUGACAGUGUGACCUUAAUUUACUGAAUUCACACCCUGGUUUGCGUUCCUCACUUCUCUCAAGAGCAGAAAACAUCAACUUCUCCGUAUAGGAAUACUGUAUUUCAGAUUUUUAUAACUAAAUGUUGGUCACAAUGCAGUCCAAAGAGUUAAACCCAAGACAGGCAACU